Messenger RNA from Caenorhabditis angaria, 8996 nucleotides. The record is from the annotation of a GenBank genome assembly. NCBI's taxonomy places the organism in Eukaryota, Metazoa, Nematoda, Chromadorea, Rhabditida, Rhabditidae.
AUGUUCAUCCGCCGAUUUUUGCGACGAGGUUCCGACGAAGAACCGCUUAUUCAAAUCGCUGUUGUUGAGAGCAAGAAAAUGAAGGAUAAAGGAAAGAAGCAUCGGAAAUUGAGACGAUUUGUGGCGGCGUUGAGGAUUGUUGUGAGUUUUUGAUCUGCACAGCUGGAUAGUAUUUGUCUAGCGGCUGAAAAUAGAGUUUGAACUUGAACUCGCUUGUAGUUUGAAUUCUCGAAAUUCUUUUAUAUUUUGAAUCUUUGAGAUUUUCUGCAUGAAAUCAUUUUCAUGAAACACGCGAUUUGAUAUCAUUUUCACAUUCGUUUAUGAGAAGUUAGGGGAUUUUUACGUUAGGAAUACUGUAUCUGAAAGACACAGCUCGGUCGACCAAAGGAAUUUCUAGAGAUCACAAAAAUUCUAUCUAUCCAACAUUGUAACUUCUGGAGAGCACAGUUCUAGUGGAGCCGCUUCUCUAAAGCAAAAAUUUAAAAUUUAGCCGAUAAAUCUGAAAUAUUUUGAAAAAUGAGAUGUUUUCCACAUACACACCGAUUUCAAUUCGGAGAUCUUAUCCAAGUUCAGAAACUCGUCUUUUUAUUUAGCGCAUUUGAGAAAACUUAAAUGUGGAGUGUGAGAAAAAUAAGUUUUGCUCAUUUGAAGGGAUUUUUUCUCGAAGCUUCUCAGACAUAAGUUUAAAAAAUUCAAAGUUAGAAAAAACAGUGAAACACCGUGUAAAAUGGCUCAAAAGUCCAGAUCACCAUGUUUCCCUAAUAUUUUGUUUCGGAAUCCCCCGAUCCUUGUUAGAAAAUUUUUCCAACCACUAUUGUCUAGUCUAGGAUUAGACUAGACUAGAAACCACAUUUUAGUGAAUCUGAAUUCUUUUCUCGGAAACCAUCUGCUUCUAGUGUCUGUAGGCACUUCUACAUAGCUAUGUAGUCAUCAACUUGUUAUCACAUCAUCCCAUUCCUUUUCGUGUUUUUCUGUCCCCAUAUUCAAAUAGAUUGCGAAAAAUGGAGUCGAAACAUAUAUACUUUGCCCAAUCUUCGAGCAACUACUCAGAAUCGAGUUACGUGAGAAACAUAAAUGCAAAUGACUCAUUUUGAAACAUACAUUAAUAUCUAUCCUUGCGCUCACUCACUCACCCCAAUCUCUAAUUCGAGCUCUCUCCCUUCUUUUUCUAGGCUAGCUCCUCAAAAAAUGUUGCGAUAUUUUCCAUAUUUAGAUGUUGAUAGAGAGGAAAAAAGCGAGACGCUGAAAAUAUUGCAACAUCUAGUGUCUAAUUCUCUGUGUGCAGUGACUCAUUUUCGUUUCAUCGUGCUGAAAUUCAGCUCCUUCGUGCCAGGCUCGACAUGGAUGCACAACAAGUAGCCGGUCUCUGGCUUCCUCACACACACACUCUCUUCUCAGUUUUAUUUUGAUUAGAGCAGAGUGAAGAGAUUUCGAGAGAAAGCAGCAAAGGUUGACCACGCCUCUACGGAAAUGAGGGAGGAGGAUUGUGUACAUGAGUCAUUAGUUUGUGUUGUGACUGAACUUGAUUAUUAUUAUUAUCUUUUUUUUAUUAUUAAUUGUGUUGAUCAACAAACAACAACAAGAAUGAAACCAGCUUGUCCGAUGCCUCCAGAGUUGACAGAUCCGAUUGGAGAAGAGCCAAUCAUGAAAGUUAUGUAUUUUGAACAUCGGAAGAAGCCAGUUCCAUCAAAAGAAGUUUUGAUAAUGUUGGAGAAACAAAUGAAAGCUGUGAGAAUUUCGAAGAAAGAUGAGGCGAGACGAUUCUCGUAUUCCAAUUUUGGCGAGAAACAAGUUGCCACCAAGAAACGAUCAAGAACCUGCAAAAUCAAGGACAAAGUCUACGAUUCUUGCUUUGUAGGUUUCAGUGUUGUCUUGUAAUAUGAUCGAAAUUCUGAAUCUGGUAGAUCUUUCUCGAAUUCUGCUAAUAUUUUCUCUUGAAUCUCUAUUUAUGUGGCACCUGAAAGAAAAUUUGUUUGAAUUUUUUUGUUUUUGAAAAUAAUGACUCUGGGUACCGUAGGCACUGAAAAUUCAUAAAGUUCCUGGGAUUACUGUAACUCGUCGAUUUUUUGGUUAAACCUGAAUUUUGAGUUCUUGCAAGGCCUUCAUUCUUGUGAAUUGUGAAUACCGUAUUCGAACUCUGAAAUUCUUUCCAAAAAUGUUUGUUCUUCAGUUUUCUCAAAAACUCAUCUCUCCAAUUAGAGCCAAAACUCGAUGCCAACUCUACUCGAAAGAGAUUAGUUGACGACAUAAUUUUCACGUUUCGCUGAUUUUUGAUCAUUGGAAUAUCUGUAGUCUUUGAACGAUGUUUGAUAGACUCUCUCUUAGAUGUCUGGAUGUUUCUUCCACGUUUCUCCGUGUGCUUUGCUCUUGUUCAAAUUUUAAUCCAUCGUGUACAUUCAUCUCAGUAUCAGUUUUUUAGCCGAAAUCGGAUUUGUGAAGCAUAAAAAAUCGCACUAGACUGAUCUAUUCCCAGAAUACAUUUGAUAAUUCAAAACUUUGUGAUUCAUCUAUUUUUUUGUCAUUUUCUCAGCAUAAUAAAAGUUAGUCAUUGUAAUGGAUUCCAGGAAAAGGAAAAGCACAAAAAAUAUAUUUUGGGAAAUUUAUCGCGUGUCAACUUUUUGGUUGUUUACCACAAGCAUUUCACUUCCCUAUUUUCUUGCAAAGAUGUGUGUGUUUUUCUGUCCAGAAAUCUCUUGAUUGAAAAAAGAUCAAACAUUUCGACUACCGUAUACCCACGCCAUUUCAUUUUAUUUCAUUUCCUAAUGGAUUUGAGGAGGAAAACCAUUUUUUUUUCUUGAGUUUUACGACCGAGAAUGGGGCGGAAAUGAAAUCAGGUUCUUAUUUAUUUAUUUUUCUGAAUAUGUGAAGGGAAUGAAGUAAAGAACUAGUUGUUGAUGUAAUUAGUUAGUUAUAAGGGGAAAUGAAAAGAAUAUUAUGAGCAAUGAUCGCUUUUUCUAUUCAUUAUCUGAAUUCAUUUGGCAUCAGUAAAUAUAUAUCUGUCAGAUUACUAUAGUAAUACCAUUUUAUUGCUCUUCUCUCACCUCGAUCUCUUUCAUAAAUCAUUCGGAAAAGAGCAUUAGAGUCGUCAUUUCCUGGGAAAAUGAAAAGAUGUUGGGGAAGAGGAAGGAAAUCGGAAAUUGUUGCGAUAUUCUUGAAAUAGAUACUAAUAUGUAUACUAAUAUGUAUAUUGUUGAAACCAAUGAAUCAGAGGUUUCUGGAAGGAAUCAGAGGUUUCUGGAAAAGGAGAUCAGGGUUGAGGAAUCUGGCCUCAUGUUGGCCUCUUUGGGCCAUAUUCAAGCCAUGUUAGCUAGGGCCGGGCAGCAUGAGGCCAGGACAAUUUACCCACGUCUGCAGGAGAUACUGUGAAAUCAGGUGGAGGAAUUUUGAUUGAUUCAUCAGCCUAAAACUAUUUAUAGGAUUAUAUAUUUGCAUGUUUUCUGCAGUUGUAACGGAAGUUGUUGGAUCUUUGGAAUUAUUUGUUUUUUAAAGAUCUAGAGAAGCUGGAAAGUUUGGGGAUUUCACCACGUCAUGGUUCAAAACAUAACUUUUCGGAUAAGCUAUGGGUUUAUCAGAUGACGAAGUUUUUAUGCUGAAAAUAAGUUGACCGAUGUUUGAAGUGAUAUUGAGAACUUCAUCCUGAGAAUACGAAAUAUCAAUUGCCACGUCAUAGCUCACGAAAUAUGGCUUCUCAGAGAAAAUUUUGCCCCGGGGCUGCCCGUAGGAAUUUUGUUUGCCCCUAUUUUCGGGGUGUUGCCCUUCGGACCAGCACGAAGGGCAAAUUUUCUAAUGGGAAAAAUAAUUUGAAGGAUAUUUUUUGAGCACGUGACCUAGUUUUGUGACCUAGUUACGUUUUCGAUCACAAAAAAUAAUGAAUUUCUUUCAUUUCACUUAUUUCGGUAUUCAAGAAAAUAGUGGGGAACUCAAUUCCGAUUUAUUAUAUUUUAUAUGUCCCAAAAAAUUGCAAGGUGAAAAGCAGGAACAGGAAAUCAAGGAAUUUUUUCUAUGAGUAUUUCUAUUUGGAAUAUUUGUGAAUUUGGAAAAUUGUGUCAUCUCACGCUGCCCAAGUCCGAAAUUGCAGAAGUCAGAGAAUGUGCUCAUUAGAAAAGUAUUAUUCGAUGUUCCGACUGUUAUUUCGAGAAUGUAUAGCAGGGCCGAAAUUCCGAAAACUAUGAAUGAGAAUUCUGAGAAGCUUCAUUUUUAUAAAAUAAAAGUUUUCUCUUUGAAAUAUGUUUUGAUUUCGAUUAAUUUUGAUCAAAUAGAUAAACUAGAUUUCCGAAGGUAAUCACCAUUGUGAAUGAUUUCCUGGCGCAAGAUUUUUUGAAUUUUGCCAUGGCGAAAAUUAAAAAUUAAAACAGAAAUGAUUUUUUCCACGUCAAAAUUUUUAAAAUUUAAAAACGUCAUACCCUAGUUUUUCUUAAUUGCCCCUAGGCCGCCCCUUGAAUGCACCAGUGUUGCCCUUAGGACCAGCCCUCGGGGCACUCCAAGGGGCUGCCCAUGGACCACCUUUUCUCUGAGUUCAUAUGAUGGUUCUUUUUUCAUUUGUUCCCACCUUCACACCUUAUUGUUGUUUUUUCUCCAUCUAACUUCCCAUUUUGACCAAACCUAUCACUUUCAUGUCAACUUCAUCUUCUUAUAUUCUAUCAUCGUCCAUAAGGUGUAAACAAGGUGCGAAAUCUAGGUGCCAGGUGCUCUUCAUCAUCCUUUCUUACGCCAUCAUACAUGAUUUCCCUAAAGUACGUGUCAAAAGAAAAUGUGGGCGGAGCGUUGGAAAUGUGUUACUGUUUGAUGCAGCAGCAGUUGCCUGUCUCAUUCAGUUGUACUGUUUACUUACUUGUGCAUCACCUCUUGCUCUUUCUCCUGCUCUCUUUUUACCAUAAAAAGCUACAAACUUGUCGAAUUGCGCAAUUAUGUUAUUAAUCCGGCAACAAGGGGUAUGUUUGUUUUAGUUUUUGAAUUUUUAUGAAUUUUUUUGCAUGAGAAAAAAAUAAGUUAGGCUAUAUCUCACUAAUUACAUGUAUAGUUUUAUGAGUCAGUGAGGCACAAGAUAUAAGGGUUUUUGAAUUUUCACAAUCUUAUCCCCAUAAUUACAUCGUUUCCCACAUUUGUCUUCUGCGAACAGAUAAGAGUAAUUAUUAUUGCACAGCGGGUUACUAAUUUCACAACUUUUAUGGACACCAGAUUGGGAAAAAUAACAAGUUUUACCUAAUUGCUAUCCCAAUUGUUUCGAUUGCGCAUCCUUUUAUGUUGGCUAACUUUUGAACCUUGGAUGCAUUAGAGACAAUGCUCUUUUACAUCUUCUGUCGCAUACAAGAGAUAAUCCAAGGUGUAAAUGGCGUAAUUCUAUCCAUUGUAUUUGAAAAUUUUUCGGAGAGGCAGGUGUACAUUGUGCAAUUCAUGUAUAGAGCGAAAUUAUAGGAUAGGUGGAAUUGGAUGGGUAUUUAAUAGAUGUUUUGAUGUGGAUAUGGGGAAAAUGAUGAGAGGGGUUUGGUAGAAAAAUUCCUAAAAUUUAGACUUGAAUCCACACCUUCCUUCGUGGUUUCCAAAUAAACAAUUUUACGCUACAGUAAAUGUUCAGUUUUUGACCUCUAAAAAACUGAAAUUCAUUGGCCGAGGUGUGAUUGAAUCUGAAUCAGAAGUGUAAAUUCUGUAGCAGGCAAGAGGAAUUGAACCUGGGUCUCAUAAACAGUAGCCUACCACUUUACCAUGUUUGGUCAAACCAUCUUUAGUUUAAUUUUGAAUUCAGAACACUUCUGAGCAAUCGGGUGCAUUUUCGAAGUUUGUAGAUCUACCCUGAUUCUCACGAUCUCCCAUUCUUCCUUGGAUUUCUCCGCUGAUUUAUUUCACGCUUUUCUCAAUCGCAUCAAUCAUUUUAGUAGUUUAUUGUUUCGUGUCAUGUGACACGAAACAAAAACAACAUGACAGGAAAGAAGAAGUUCCCUCAACCAGUUUUUGUAUUCAUCAAACAUUCCAUUGCAUUUAGAAGAAGCCCUCCAAAAAAAUUUGGGCAAAAGUCCGUUCCACUGCUUUACACACACACGAGAAUUGUUAAAAUAUUUCGAAUUUCGAUCGCCCUCGUUUUUUUCUUGUUCUCUGGAAUCGAACAACUGUCUCUGUCUUGUCUUGCUUCCUCCAAAUGAGAUGAGUAGUUUAAACAAGUGUGUGUACCGGAAGUUGGUCUAUUUUUAGCAGAAGGUUGUUUUUGAUAACUAUUUUGAGAAAAUUGAAGAAAAAUCAUAGACUAUAGUAAGAAAUCAGACAUCUGAUUGGAAAAAUUUCAAAAAAAGAUGAGAAAUAGACAAAGUUCAAAACGAUCUUCUUCCCGCGCGCGACCAAGAAGAACAUAUGAAUGUUUGUACGUCUGCGUCUUGUGAUCUCUCGCUUCCGCCGCGCACUUUUUCUGAUUUCUCAUUGAUAUUUUCAUUAUUAUUACUAUUCGCUUUUGUGUCUUCUUAUCAAAUGUUAUUCGCUUGUCAUAUUUGUCGUCAUACUUCGGCCAACUCUGCCACAUCACCAUCAUACCAAAAAGUAGGGGCUUUUACCUCGCUCGGGUAAUUUUGACUUGUUCACUUUUUCUUGAUGUUAUUGAUAAAAUGAUAGGGAGGAAUUGGAAGAAAACCGGAAUCGGAACAGGGAAAAAAUGGGAGGAGACAAUAAUAGGUUAGAUUGAGAAAAGAAGAAGAAGACGGAAGAAAGUAACAAAAAAGAUUUUGAUAUUUUUUCAAAUCGAGAUGAGUUCGUCUGGUUCUUCCAGAACUUCUUGUUUUCCUCUCCAGGUUUGUGUGUAGUUUGAUUGUUUUUCGAGAAGCUUGAACUUGAACUUUUUGUCCAGAAAUAAUUAGCAUAUUUUUGAAUUUGUUAUUUUUAAUUGCGAAGUUUAGUUUUCCGGUAAUUAAAAAAUUGAAUCGAAUGAAAUUUGAAAUAGGAAAAAAUGUUGAAAUUUUAGAAAAAAUAAGGAAAAUUCAAGUGAUUUAUGUGUUUUUGAUGUUUUUGCUGGGGCAGACUAGAAGUCAUAUGUUUUUGUAGAAAAAAAAUCAUACUUUGAUCAUGAGAUUUGGUGACAAUGUAGUUUUGGCAGCAAGAAUAUAGUUAUGACGUGGCGAAUUUUCUUGGGAACAAGGUUGUCAAAAGAUCAAAAUACUACUGUAUAUUUGGUUUUCUCUUCCACGGCUCAACAAUAUUUAGGCGUUCUUUCAACUGCCAAAAUUACAUUGUGAAAAGUAUUUGAUUUCAAACGAAAAUUGACAAGGUCAAACACAAUCUAACCCGUUUCUCUUUCUUUCAGCAAUUCUUCGAAUCGAUCAAUCCAAAAAGCGAUUUCCGCACCGAAGAGCAUUUGGAAAACUAUCUCUACCAAAAAUCGCUCGAAAUUCAACCGAAAGGCGUCGAUCCGCCAACCAGCGAUGCUGUCAAACCAAAACACACUGGAAACACUCUCCGCUCGCCGGGCGUAAAAGCACCAAAAACUGGCAAUCACUAUUCGCCAGGACAUCAUAAUGUUCAUUCGCAAUCGAGUACUGUAACAAGUACACCUGUACUUUUUCAUGAGACUAAAAGGUUGGUUUUGUUGUUGUGUGAUUCUGAAAAUUGUUCUAAAAUUCUAAAUUUUUCAGAAGUUUUUCGCAUACACCAAAUGAUGAACAAUUUUCGGAGCGCAAAACUUUGCAAAGAAUCGGUACGUUUUCACUAAUUUGAUAAGAAUCUGAAAAUUUUUUUAUUUGGUUGAGUCAUUUUUUUCUGCAACAGUUGUCUUUUGACCCGCCCGCCUAGCGUUAGCAAAAGUUCAUUUUCGCUCCCCAAAUGCUAGCCGCUCUGAAUGAUGAGAUUUAUUCCAAAACUUUUAGAUUUUUUAGAAAAGGUAUGAUAAAAAACACCGGAAAUUGAUGAUUUUCCAUCUGAAAAAUCGAAUUUACUAAGUAUCUUUUGUCAACAAAAGAAAUUGUGAACUUUUUCGUUGUUUUCUUUUACAAACAAAAUUCGUCAUUUGACCGAAAGCACGCCCUUUUUAUAUUCACCGAAAAUGGCUUCUCCUGUAUAUAUAAAUGUUGUGAUUUUUGUAUAUAGUAAUGUGUUUAGCACCCCUUCAACCACCGCCACUUUUGCCAAGAUCUCGUGCUCCACCACCAUUGAAUUCUUUGCCACCAACCACAAUUGCGCCAAUGGUCCCAACACCGAAAAGUUCGGGAAUUAUGACAAGUCCAUCGUCGACACCAUCUUCUUCGUCUUCUUCAUCGCAAGCUCCGAAGCUUCACCCGAGAAGAAUUGCGCCAAGAUCGCCGUUGGUGAAAUCGCCAUUGACACCGUCGAGAGGUUAGUUUUCAAUACUUAUAUAUAUAUAUUAUUUGAAUGCAAUGUUGUAUGGUGAACCUUUCUCUAUUCUUCUUCUUCAAUUUCAGAACACAAUUCAUCACAUUUCCAAUUUCCUGAUUGUGCUGCUCCACCUCUGCCACCAAGACCUUCAACAUCUUCCGAAUCACCGCAAUUCAAAGAGAAUAGUGAUCAAUUGGCAAUCUUCGAACGUGAAGAUUCCGCAAGAUCACCGACAGUGCGACUAUCGGUUCCUCUUCCGCCGGCCCUUCCACCGCCACGUGGCACAUCGACACUUCAAAGACCGCCGCCCCCACUUCCGCCAAAAGCAUUGUAAGUGUUGUGAUUGUGUUUGGUUGAGAGCUUCUUUUUUAUUUUCCGGAGAUUGCUGAAAAAUCUGUAACUUGAGGGCAGAAUUCACAAUUAUCUGAAAUUUCCUGAAUUUUUUUCAAAUAAUUCUAGUCACUUUUCACAAGGGUUUAGGCUUAAAAUUCCUGAAUUUCCGAAAAUAUCUCCCCAAAAAUUCCCUAAUUUUUUUCAGCCGAUCCUCCAACAACUCAAGUCCGCCACUAAAUCAAUCACCAUCAGCGGAUCCGAAAUCCCCGUCACUAUUCGUAAAUCUUCCACCAUCCGGAAGUACGCCCCCGCCAUUACCACCAAAAACCUAUAAACCAUCUCGAAAUUCAUCAUAA